AUGGAAGCAAGUCAUCUUCAAUCCCGAGAGACUGCUAAGAAGAAGCAUUGUGACAUUCCCAAUGGGCCACUGCAGAUAAUGACCUUAAUCUACAGAACCGGGAUCCAGCCCGGAGAGCGAGCAAGGGAGAUCCAGCCCGGAGAGCAAGCGAGGGAGAUCCAGCCCGGGGAGCAAGCGAGGGAGAUCCAGCCCGGAGAGCGAGCGAGGGAGAUCCAGCCCGGGGAGCAAGCGAGGGAGAUCCAGCCCGGAGAGCGAGCGAGGGAGAUCCAGCCCGGAGAGCAAGCGAGGGAGAUCCAGCCCGGAGAGCAAGCGAGGGAGAUCCAGCCCGGGGAGCAAGCGAGGGAGAUCCAGCCCGGAGAGCGAGCAAGGGAGAUCCAGCCCGGGGAGCAAGCGAGGGAGAUCCAGCCCGGAGAGCGAGCAAGGGAGAUCCAGCCCGGAGAGCGAGCAAGGGAGAUCCAGCCCGGGGAGCGAGCAAGGGAGAUCCAGCCCGGGGAGCAAGCGAGGGAGAUCCAGCCCGGAGAGCGAGCAAGGGAGAUCCAGCCCGGGGAGCAAGCGAGGGAGAUCCAGCCCGGAGAGCGAAUGGGAGAUCCAGCCCAAGCCCAGGUUUCAGUUGCCAAGGAGAUUGUGACAACCACACCCCUUGAUUCUUUCGACAUGAGGUGCAUCAAUCGUGUCAGCCUCUUGACCACCUCUUGGAGCAGGACCUGUUCUGGUGACAGUGAGACUGUGGAGAUAUGCUCCAGGAAGACGGGCAGCCUUCAGCGUGAGUCAGACCGUCUGCACCACUGCCACGAGGCAGAGUCUGUGGACUCCAGCGUCAAUGGCAGAAUCACAUCCUCCGCUGAGGGUGAGCUGAGUGACGCUGUGACAGCCAAACAUAACCCUCGUUACAAACCACCAGGCUGCCCCUGCGGCUCUUCUGAUUGUAACCCCACCUUGUCUCAGGACAGUGGUUACCUGUCUCAAGACAGUGGUUCCUCGUCUCUGCUGAGCCAGUCCUCUCUCUUGGUUGAGGAGGAAGAGAAUCUUGUUCAAGGUGGCGAUCGCAGAGCCAGGAGCUCCUCUGAAAGCCGAGCAUGUGGCGGAGAGCAGUCUUGGGACUGGACUUCAGGGAAGGAGCCAGAAGACCCCACAGCCAUUCCCCAUGUACACAGUGCGGCAGUGAAUCCCAGUCUCGAGGUGGCGCCUGUAAACCUACCUGACAAAAACUGUGUGCCUGUGGAGUGGGGAAAUCUGCCAGCCCUGAAGGCUGGGUGGGCAGCCUGCCACAUUGUGGAUCAUGACGAAGGCAAGCUCAAGGAAACAUCACAGGAGCAAAACUUCAAUGUCAUAAACCUCAUCGGCAGGAAGAUGGGGCUAGAACAUGUGGACAUUUGGAAAGAGCUUUCUCAAAGAGGAUUCCCCCACCUUCUGAAAAAAAUCAUGAGGUUUCUGCCUCUCACUGUCCUCCUGAAAUGUGUCAAGGUGAGCAAGACUUGGAGAAAUAUUGUUUUUGGAGAUAAAACACGAAGCCAGUUCUUGAAGGAAGCUUCUCGCUCACAAAAAUGGUCUGCUGCUGACAUUCAGGGGGAUGGACCCAUUCGCAGGUACACAGUUUCCCGAGGAGCACUCUCUUCUGUGCAACGUGUGGGUGUGAAAUCCCCUUUGAAAAGCUUGAUUCAGACAGACAGCCUUGCCAAGCUGAACCCCAAUUCCCACAAUUGGAUUCGGAACCAACGGCUCGUGAGGAUACUCAAGUGGGACGAGACAAUCAAGACCUGCCCCCUGUGCACCUCUCCGGCCAAGUUUUUGCCUUGCGAGGAGAGGGCAAUCUGCAGCAGUGAGCACUGCUCCUACGAUUACUGCUCUCUGUGUUUCAACGCCUUUCAUGGGUCAAAGGACUGUACUCGCCGCCAUUUCAGGAAAAGGUCCCAGUUACAGCCACAAGCCGGCAGCAAAAAGAGCAAACAAAACUUAAAACGAUUGUGACAGAGGAGAGCAAGAGAAUGUGUGUAAAUGUACAUGUCCAUUAGAAGAAAAGGAAAUUCAAAAAAAAAAUUGUAUUUUUAAAACAAUUUUAUGAAUAU
Messenger RNA from Carcharodon carcharias (great white shark), 2066 nucleotides. RefSeq names its product F-box only protein 5-like. The record is from RefSeq and is a predicted model, not a curated record. Bases 1 to 1968 code for a protein of 655 amino acids. Gene Ontology annotation, biological process: regulation of mitotic nuclear division; negative regulation of meiotic nuclear division. NCBI's taxonomy places the organism in Eukaryota, Metazoa, Chordata, Chondrichthyes, Lamniformes, Lamnidae. Gene Ontology annotation, cellular component: nucleus. Gene Ontology annotation, molecular function: protein binding. The transcript is spliced from 6 exons.